Messenger RNA from Ilex paraguariensis (yerba mate), 912 nucleotides. The record is from the annotation of a GenBank genome assembly. Lineage: Eukaryota; Viridiplantae; Streptophyta; Magnoliopsida; Aquifoliales; Aquifoliaceae.
AUGGGCGUAAAGCCACCGCUUCUUUUCCUCCUCUGUUGGGGUGGCCUUGCCUUUCGAUCUUCUUUUUCUUGCCCAAAUAGUGGUCUGAUGCACAAGAGUUCAAGCAAAAGUGGUGUGAUCGGUACCCCAAAUGCCGUAACGGUGAUUUAUCGGCUGUUGGGACUCCGAAUGGUAUGGAGUGUAACGCCGGUUACUGCCCUUUAUGCUGCUGUAACGGCGUUACGGAACAUGUCAACGUAUGGAAGCUAUUCACCUCCACCGAGCCCGAGCACUGGAGCAAAAGCAGCCGCUGUGAUUGUGAGCUUGGUGAUACUGGCAAUAAUUGCCAUCAUAUCUUGCUAUUGCGCCAAAAAAAAAAGAAAAGCAAUAAUAUCAUAUAUGCAAACAGCAGUUGGUCAAGCCAUAAUAGUUGCUCCACCAGCCUUAAAUGUGGUGAAAGUUUGGGAGGUUGAUGCACCAACAAUGGAGAAGUUCCUCCAAGAACUGGCAAGAGAAAAGCCAAUAGUUGGGCGGCGGAGAAAUGCCCGUGUUCGAUCCACAGAGAGUCUGGAUUGGUUUCCAAAACAAGUUUGGGACGAGUAUGAGAAGGGUGAGUUGGCGGCGAUGACAGUGUCGUGUGGGAUUGAAGACAAGGAUAGGGCAAGAGCAGAGAGGAUGUCUUUGGUGGCAUUGUGGUGCGUUCAAGACUCACCAGAGACUCGCCCACCGAUGAGUGCGGUGGUGAAGAUGUUGGAGGGAGGAGUGGACGUUAAUCCACCUCCCAAACCAUUCCGCUAUUUGUUUUCAGUUGGAGUGGAGGUACUAAAUCCACCCAAUAACACCAAUACCAGUUCAGAUUAUUCAACAAGCGAAGGAAAUAAUUCUUAUUGGUACAAGGAAUCCACUCCAAUUAUGACCAAGUACGAGAUAUAA